Molecule: messenger RNA, 1785 nt
Organism: Camelina sativa (false flax)
Lineage: Eukaryota; Viridiplantae; Streptophyta; Magnoliopsida; Brassicales; Brassicaceae
Product: protein WHAT'S THIS FACTOR 9, mitochondrial
Molecular function (GO): RNA binding
Source: RefSeq, a predicted model, not a curated record
CGUCUCUGUAACUUUGCCGUCGUUGCGCACCGACUGUGUUCGUCUCACCGAGAAAAGAUGUAAUUGCAGUACGCAGGUUUGGCUACAAUGCGGUGGUUGCUGCAGGGAAGGGUUAGUUUGUGUAAAUGUAAAGAAAGGUUUGAUUUUUUUCAGCAGAGAUGUGGUUUAGUUAACGUAAAGUUGAAAUGGGUGAAAGAUAAAGAACUUGAUGCUGUUGUGAUUCGUGAAAAGCAUCUUAAAGCUGUGUGUAAUCUCGUUUCGGUUAUUUCGUCUUCUCCUGAUUUGAGACUACCCAUCUUCAAGCUUUUGCCUCACCGUGGUCAGCUUGGUUUACCUCAAGAUCUUAAGCUUUCUGCUUUUAUUCGGAGAUACCCCAAUAUUUUCGUGGAGCAUUGUUAUUGGGAUAGUGCUGGUACUCGUGUUCCUUCCUUCGGUUUAACGCGUGAGGCGAUGGACCUUUAUUGUGAAGAAGCUGAUGUUUUAAGGGUGGAUACAGGGGAUGUUCUAGUGAGGUUGUGUAAACUUCUUAUGCUUACUUGUGAAAGAACACUUCCUCUACAUUCCAUUGAUCACCUCAGGUGGGAUUUGGGUUUGCCGUAUGAUUAUCGAGAUUCAUUGAUUCCUAAGCACCCGGAUUUGUUCUGUUUAGUGAAGUUGUCUACCGACCUUGUUGGUUUGAAAUUGAUACAUUGGGAUGAUAGCCUCGCUGUUUCCCAACUGCAACUGAGAGAGGCCGUUGGAGAUAAUGAUCAUAUGGCCUUCCCUGUGAAAUUUACGAGAGGGUUUGGAUUGAAGAGGAAGAGCAUAGAGUGGCUCCAAGAAUGGCAGAGACUCCCUUAUACGUCACCUUAUGUUGAUGCAUCUCAUUUGGAUCCAAGAACUGAUUUGUCUGAGAAGAGAAAUGUCGGAGUGUUUCACGAACUUCUUCAUCUAACAAUCGGGAGAAAGACGGAGAGGCAAAACGUUAGCAAUCUUCGUAAACCGUUUGCACUUCCCCAGAAGUUCACCAAAGUAUUUGAGCGUCACCCUGGUAUAUUCUACAUUUCUAUGAAAUGUGAUACACAGACAGUGAUCCUUAGAGAAGCAUAUGAUAGGCGGCAUCUCAUUGAAAAGCACCCUCUCGUUGAAAUCAGGGAAAAAUUUGCAAACAUGAUGAAUGAAGGGUUUUUGGAUAGAAGUCGGGGGCUGUAUCAGAGAUCUGUUGAGACUCACUUGGGGAAGAACAGUAGCAAGACAGUUUAUCCAGUUUGGUCAGACGAAGAAGAAGAAGAAGAAGAAGAAGAGUCGGACAAUAAUCUGAUAUCUGGAUAUGACUCUGAUUGUCCUGGAGUUGAAGAACAUAAACGCCUGUUUUAGUAGUGAGUACUGUGUUCCAAUGGAAACAAAUGACAGGCACAAGUUCUUUGUUACAGUGGUACAAAACCAAGACAUUGCAGAAGGUGGUGUGAGAGUUAAAAGAUCACAUUCUACAUCUCACUCUAGCAGCCUGAGCUUUCGGCAUCAAAUGGGGUUCUCCAUCUAAAGUCAGUCACUGAAUCACCUAUGAUGUAACGCAACAGACGACAUUCUCAAGUGAGCUUUUAGCAUUUUAUAGCUAGCAAACAAAAGCUGGUUUAUUAGUGCCACAACGAGGACAUAUAGCAUUGCACUUAGGAAUUGUCAUGUUUGACGUGUGAAUACACAUUUAGUCAAUUUGAGUCAUGACAUGUUGUUUUCGGGAAGAUGAUUAUUGGUCUAAGGCAUACAUUGGAUCGUUAAUAGUAAGGUUGUUCUAUAUUUGUCGUU